Pipistrellus nathusii (Nathusius's pipistrelle) is the source of this 1365-nucleotide messenger RNA. NCBI's taxonomy places the organism in Eukaryota, Metazoa, Chordata, Mammalia, Chiroptera, Vespertilionidae. The record is from the annotation of a GenBank genome assembly.
AUGAAGAUAUCCAGAUGUUGUAUUAAAUACCCCCUACAGCAGAAAGUUUUCAUCCUGUUCUUAGCCCUGUGGCUGUUCUCCUUGUUGAAGCUUCUGAAUGUGGGAAGACUCCUCUUCCCCCAGAGAGGUAUUUACUUGGUAGAGCACUUCCUCAGUACCUCCCCUUUUGUAAGGAACAGAUACACCCAUGUUAGCAACGAAAUCCGGUAUAAAGUUAACUGCUCAGGUGUCUAUGAACAGGAGCCUUUGGAAAUUGGCAAGACUCUGGAGAUUAGAAGAAGAGACAUCAUCGACUUGGAUGAUGAUGACGUUGUGGCAAUGACCAGCAAUUGUGAUGUUUAUCAGCUCCUAAGAAGGUACCAUCAAAAGCUCAUUUCAAGGGAAGAGAAGAGGUUCCCAAUAGCCUAUUCUUUGGUGGUUCACAAAGAUGCAAUCAUGGUUGAAAGGCUAAUCCACGCUAUCUACAACCAGCACAAUAUUUACUGCAUCCAUUAUGACCGUAAGUCACCCGACACCUUCAAAGUCGCCAUGAACAAUUUAGCUAAGUGCUUCUCCAAUAUUUUCAUUGCUUCCAAAUUAGAGACUGUGCAUUAUGCCCACAUCUCCAGACUCCAAGCUGAUUUAAAUUGCUUGUCAGAUCUUCUCAAGUCUUCGGUUCAAUGGAAAUAUGUUAUCAACCUGUGUGGGCAAGACUUUCCUUUGAAGUCCAACUUUGAACUAGUGUCUGAGUUGAAGAAACUCAAUGGAGCAAAUAUGUUAGAGACAGUGAAACCGCCUAAAAGUAAAACGGAAAGAUUCACUUAUCACCAUGAACUCAGACAAGUGCCUUAUGAAUAUGUGAAGCUACCAGUAAGGACAAACAUCUCCAAAGAAGCACCCCCUCAUAACAUUGAGGUAUUUGUUGGCAGUGCUUACUUUGUGUUAAGUCGAGCAUUUGUUAGAUAUGUCUUCAACAGCUCCCUCGUUAAAGACUUUUUUGCCUGGUGUGAAGACACCUACUCGCCUGAUGAGCAUUUCUGGGCUACCUUAAUUCGGGUACCAGGAAUCCCUGGGGAGAUUUCUCGUUCAGCCCAGGAUGUGUCUGAUCUACAGAGUAAGACCCGCCUUGUCAAAUGGAAUUAUCACGAAGGCCUUUUCUAUCCCAGUUGUACUGGGUCUCACCGCCGAAGUGUGUGUAUCUAUGGAGCAGCAGAAUUGAGGUGGCUUAUCAAAGAUGGACAUUGGUUUGCUAAUAAAUUUGAUUCUAAGGUGGACCCUGUCUUGAUUAAAUGCUUGGCAGAAAAACUUGAAGAACAACAGAGAGAGUGGAUCAAUUUGUCUUCAGAAAAGUUAUUUAUGGAUAAAAAUCCCACCAUCUCGUCAUGA